AUUGAAGUACAGUCUUCUUAAUAUGUUGAAUAUAACUUGCUAACAUUUUAUUAAGGAUUUUUGCAUCUGUGUUCAUCAGGGAUACUGGUGUGUAGUUUUCUUUCCUUGUGUCCUUUCCUGAUUUUGGUAUCAGGGUGAUACUGGCUUCAUAGGAUGAUUUGGGGAGUAUUCCCUCCUUUUCUCUUUCAUGGAAUACAUUGAGGAACACUGACAUUAGUUCUUUAAAUGUGUUAGAAUUCAGGUGAGAAUCCAUCUGGUUUUAAGUUGGGAGACUUCAUUUCUUUGUUGGGAGACUUCAUUACUGCUUUAAUUUCAUUGCUUUUUAUUGGUUGGUUUAGGUUUUAUUUUCUUGAUUCAAUUUUGAUAAGUUGUAUGUAUCCAGAAAUUUGUCCAUAUUUUUAAAUUUUUGGAAUAUAAGUUUUCAAAGUAGCCCCUAAUGAUGCUCUGGAUUUCAGAAAUGUGUGAAGAUGUCCUUUUUAAUCUCUAAUUUUAUUAGUUUGGGUCUUUCUUUGGGUUACUUUUUAAGGGAACAUUUAAGGCAAAAGUGUUAGAAAUUCAAAAGGCAGUUAAAGUGUCUUGUGUAAUAAUUAUUACUUUCAGCAUAGAAAAACCUGAAUUUCAUAGCCUUUUCUUAAUUUAGUCUUUCUUCUCUUCUUUUUUUUCUCCAAAUUUACACUACUUGGACAACUAUAAUUUUUGUUGUUGUUAUGCCUGACAUCUUUAUGUAACAUUGUUAUUGCUCUUUAACUGGUGUGCAUAUCCUGUUUUUGAAAUGUUAAUCCCCAGUUUUCUCUUUGUGUACAGUACAGUAGCCAUUUACUGCAUACCUCCAUUCUGCUAGGGACUGGACUAUAUAGGAAAAAGUGAAGAUUCAGUCAGGACCUUUUUCCUAAUUUUAAGAGGUCAUUAUUCUGAAAUAGGAAUAUACUAGGGAACCAGACACAUGGUUCUUGCAGUUCAGGGGUAAUUACCAAUUCUAAUUCUUGAAGUAUUAUUAUUGUUACUAUUUUUAUUUUUCCAGUGUUGGGGACCAAACUCAGGACCUUGUGCAUGUGAAGCAAGCAUUUUACCACUGAGCUACAUCCCCAGCCCUUAAGUAAUCGUUUUAAAAUUUUUAUUUACUUGUUUACUUUUACCAUGUUCUAAGUUCUUUCAUAGUACUUUUAUGAAAAGUAUUCAAGUAUGAAUCCAUGUUAUCAGAUUUUCUUAGCCUAUGUCCAUUUACAUACCUAUCCACUAUCUAGAUCCUGCUACAUAUAUGUUAAACAGGUAUUUGAGGUAUAAUUGACAUAGUAAAAUACAUACUAUUUUUUUCAAAUGCACUUUUUAAAGUCUAUAAUUUGGUAAGUGUUGGCAUGUGUAUGCAAUUGGAAUAUGUCAUCAGAAUUAAGAUAAUGAACAUAUCAGUCAUGCUCCAAAGUUUCUUGUGUCACUUUGUCAUCCUUUCUUUUAAGCCCCCUUUCCUUUCUCAUGUUUCUUGUCCACUGAUCUGCUUUCUGUCACUAUUAGUUUGAGUUUUCCAAAGUAUCUUUAUCUGGUUUUGGUAUUGGGAUAAUUCUGGCCUCAUAGAAUGAAUUAGGAAGUGUUCCCUCUGCUUGUGUUUUCUGGAAGAGACUAUAAGGGAUUAGUAUUUUUUCCUUAAAUGUUUGGUAGAACAUCACUGAAACUGUCUUCCCCAGCCUCUCCUUGCUCUCUUCUGGGGUGAGCUGAUCGAAGGUCUUGGAGUCCUCUUUGCCCAGGAAGGCCUUGUGGUCGUACUGGAAACUCUGGUUGUCCUCUGGCGGCCGCUCGCCCAGCUCUGAGUCGGGCCUCACCACGCGCUCCUUGCGCACCAUGGGCUUGGCCCGCAGCGCCCGCAGGAGCCCCAGGAGGCGGCAGGGGCCGCUGCGCGCCCUGGUCCGGAGGAGAGGGCGGCCGCGAGGGAGGCAGGAGCGGGCGACACGAGCGGCGGAUCAGCUUUCCCCCAGAUAUGCAGCUGCUUGCUUGCCUGCAAGCAGCCAGGGGUCUUGCCAAGUUGCUGAAGCUGGGUUCAAACUUGUGAUUCUCUUGCUGCAACCUCCUGAGUUGCUGGGAUUACCACUAUACCAGGAGAUGUGGCCCUCAAGAAUCUUGAAGUCAAAGAAAAUGCCCUGUAUCCUUUGGUGUUCAAAAGUUUUUAAUUUGAUAAAGAGUCAACUGGAUGUGCCCUUUAAAGUUAAAGUUGGUCAUAUUGGUAAUCUUAAACUUAGAAUUCCAUGGAAAAACCUUUAUACUCAACCAUUUGAAGCUGUAUUAGAAGAUAUUUAUUUACUCAUAGUGCCUUCUUCCAGAAUAAAAUAUGAUCCUUUAAAGGAAGAAAAACAACUCCUAGAAGCAAAGCAACAGGAAUUAAAAAGAAUAGAAGAAACAAAGCAAAAAGUAGUUGAUCAAG
Molecule: messenger RNA, 2410 nt
Organism: Marmota monax (woodchuck)
Lineage: Eukaryota; Metazoa; Chordata; Mammalia; Rodentia; Sciuridae
Biological process (GO): protein targeting to vacuole; protein retention in Golgi apparatus; autophagy
Cellular component (GO): extrinsic component of membrane
Source: RefSeq, a predicted model, not a curated record